AUGGAUUUGGACAAGGUGAUCUAUAUGCACAACAAUGCAACCCCUCACAAAGCAAAAAUCACCCUCAAAUGGCUAGAAGAACAUGGGAUUGAGUGUCUUGAAUGGCAAGCUAACUCUCCUGAUCUCAAUCCUAUCAAGAACUUAUGGGCAGAGCUCAAACAGAAACUAGGCAAGUACAAGGAGCCCCCAAAUGGGAUCCUGGAGUUGUGGGAGCAGGUUCAGGUGGUUUGGGACCAGUUUGCGCCAGCUUAUUGUCAAAACCUAAUUGAAAGCAUGCCAAGAUGCAUGGCUCUGGUUUUAGAGAAGAAGGGAAAACCCACUCCUUAUUGA
Molecule: messenger RNA, 330 nt
Organism: Rhizoctonia solani
Lineage: Eukaryota; Fungi; Basidiomycota; Agaricomycetes; Cantharellales; Ceratobasidiaceae
Product: Transposable element Tcb2 transposase
Exons: 1
Coding region: 1-330 (109 amino acids)
Molecular function (GO): nucleic acid binding
Source: RefSeq, a predicted model, not a curated record